Messenger RNA from Lachancea dasiensis, 720 nucleotides. NCBI's taxonomy places the organism in Eukaryota, Fungi, Ascomycota, Saccharomycetes, Saccharomycetales, Saccharomycetaceae. The record is from the annotation of a GenBank genome assembly.
AUGUCUCACAACUGUGAACACGAACACGACCAUGGGCAUGGGCACGACGACAACCCACCUUUACCGACGGCGGAAGCGCAAUCUCUGUUUCCCUUUAUCAAUACACCCAAUGUGCGAUGUUUCAACGCAGUUGGCCAUGGCUCCAACGAUCUCAGCAAAUGUUUCCUUAAAAGCCAAGACGAUAAGUGCGAUGUGUCCAAGUAUUUGGGGAGCGAUGCGGACUGUCAGCUAAUUUUGCAUAUUCCGUUCACUGUGGUGUGUCGGGUGUUUUCGCUUGUCGUCAGAUUCAGCAGGACAGGCAAUGGCAUCGGAUCUCCAAAGACAAUCAAAAUAUUCAAAAACUACAAUAAAAGUAUUGAUUUCGACACAAUUGCAGACUCAAAGCCGGUGCACACGAUUGAAAACCCAGAGAACGCCGGAAUCGAUGGCGAUGUAGCCGACAGUGUCGCUACCGUGGGAGAUGAGUACGGAUUUGUUGAACACUUUUUGCCACGGCAGCACUUCCAGAACGCGGAAUCAUUGACGGUGUUGAUCGAGGAUAACUGGAGUGGUGACGAGGACGAUCUGACGAGAUGUUUCUAUUUAGAGCUACGAGGCGAAAAUUCGGGCCAGAAGCGAACCAACGACGGCGUUCCGCUCCUGGCUGUUUAUGAGGCUGCUCCAAACCCACUGGAUCACCAACGCGUCGACGAAGUUGGCGGCUCCACUCUGGGGGUAUGA